This is a messenger RNA of Fusarium tjaetaba, 1965 nucleotides long. RefSeq lists its product as uncharacterized. Lineage: Eukaryota; Fungi; Ascomycota; Sordariomycetes; Hypocreales; Nectriaceae. The record is from RefSeq and is a predicted model, not a curated record. The transcript has 4 exons. The coding region runs from base 1 to 1965 and encodes 654 amino acids. Gene Ontology annotation, molecular function: cysteine-type endopeptidase activity. Gene Ontology annotation, biological process: proteolysis.
AUGGCAGACUUUCAAGGACUCGGGGCCAAGUUCGAAGGCUUCCAGAGCUCGACAAGUGGUAGCUCAUCAAGUCCAUUUGUAGCCGCCAAGCGAGCGUUUCCCAACUCUGCGUAUUCUCGUUACACCGAGGUUCAAGUACUCCUCAUAAGAUGGGAAGAAGACGAACUCGAAGUUGAAUGGGAACUCAACGAGCUACAAAGGGUCUUACACCAUCUAUACGGCUUCACAACAGACAAGUUUCUCAUCCCAACCCAAAAUUCUCAUCGUAAGCUCAAUCACAAAGUAUUGGGCUUUGUGGAAGAGCAUGAGAAUGAAGAUACCCUUCUCAUCGUCUACUACGGCGGGCAUGGGAUCAUCAACAAAGCCAGGCAGUCGACCUGGUCUUGUAAGGGUGACACAAGCUACGCGACUGUGGAGUGGUCUGCUAUCCAGACUCUCUUUGAGAUGGUCAAAUGCGAUGUCCUUCUUCUCCUCGACUGCUGUGCUGGUGCAAGUGCCGCUCCUCUGACUGAAAGACCGACAAACAUCAAAGAGACCAUCGCUGCCUGUGGAUUUGAGACGUGGACACCUCGUCCAGGCGCGCAGUCCUUUACCCAUACACUAAUCGAGGUCUUGAAGGAGUGGGCCUCACAGCUCCCUUUCUCGGCCGCAAUGCUGCAUAGCGAGAUAUUAACUCGACUCAAACACGCUCAGCCCGAUCGGUCUUCGCAAGGAAGGUUGAUCGAGUCAAGGAAGACACCUGCUUACAUCCUCUCAACGUCUGAUCCACAUGCUGCUUCCAUCACCUUGGGCAGAAUGUUUGAAGAAGAGUCUAGCUCGGUGUCGUCAUCUCGGGCAAUACCUGAGUCAGAUCUCAGGAGUCUCUCGGAGAGAGUGCAGUCAGAUACUUAUAUCUCGUCUGAGGACCGCAUUCAGGCCUUGUUGGCUGUUGGUGCAAAAGGACAGCGAGCGGCCCCGCAUGUUCUUCUCACUAUUGCACUGGAAGAAGAACAAGUCUAUGAUGCAGCGAGUUGCGCUCGAUGGCUCAAGCAGUUUCCACUCUUGGCAACUCAUGUAAGUGUGGAGUCUGUCUACCGCAGUUAUUCAACCCUGCUCCUACUUUCUGUGCCAGUCGUCCUUUGGGAUUUACUACCAGAACAUCCGGCGACUCAGUUUGUGGGCUACGUCAAGUCCCGUAACCUCUUGUCGAUAGACAUGGCAAAGGAUGGAGCGGCUACGCCAAUCCCCAUUGCCAGACAAGUGACGGGUGACAAAACUGGCGGCGACUCCUUUGAUUGCGUUUCUCCGCUAAGAUCAGUAUCAGGCCUCAGUAGCUUGGAUUCUGGAUACGACUCCUGUCUCUCACGACCCGCAAGCUUAGGUGUGGCAUUGAGGCAUAAUCGACUACCCAUGGAUGGGACAAUGGGCUCCCUGGCUAGCCAAGCACUAGCGAGCAAGAGAAGAAACAAGUUGUCAUCAACGGAGCUUCUGGGACCAGAGAGGCCAACUUCUACACCAGUCAAUGCACGUUUCAAGCCCAAACAGGGGUCUAGUUUGAAAAGUCGUAGAUCAAAACGGCUGGUCGUGUCAGUUGGCGAAGCAGAGCUGGACAACGACAAAAUCGGCUACACUUGUGUUCUCUGGUAUGGAUAUGAUGUUCAACAAAGCCAGUCCACCAAGAGAACAACACCAAAACCAAUAUGGAACGAGGACUUUCGGUUUGAAGCACAUGACUCGCCAAUGUACUACCAUUUGAGGGUUUCUGUGUGGGGAGCGCAGAUGCUUGAGCUCAUUGGCGAGCUACAUGUUGAUCUCUGUGAGCUUGUAUUGAGGGGACAGCUGCCAGAGCUCGGAGCAUGGCAAAGUUUGAGUCUCAACAGUGCAGCGGUCGGGAGAAUUCGAAUCAAGCUGGCAUACAUGGAUGCCAACGAGUACGAGGAACAGCAAGCCACGGCAACCAAGGUUUCUGCAGCGAAACGGCAAUAG